AUGAUAAUGGUUUAAUUCGUGUCGGGGGGAGAAUAAGACGAGCUAACAAGAUUAGUUUCGAUCAAAAACAUCCUAUAUUAUUACCUAGUCGUAACAAAGUGACUGACUUAUUAAUCCGAGACUCACACGAAAAACAUUUUCACACUGGUAUACAAUCCACGCUUUUUAAUUUGCGACAAAGAUAUUGGUUAAUCGAUGGAAAAAAUCAAAUUCGGUUUAUUGUGCAAAAAUGUAUACGGUGUAGACGCUUUCAACAUUCAACAGGCGAUUAUCAAAUGGCUGAUUUACCCGAGUCACGAGUGAACAAUGAUUUUGCAUUUAAUCAUACUGGAAUUGACUAUUUCGGGCCGAUAUUUAUAAAAGAGAAAAAGUUUCGAAAUCGCAACACGAUUAAAGUUUACGGGUGCAUUUUUGUAUGUAUGUCUUCGCGUGCUGUAUACAUUGAUAUAGUGAGUGAUUUGUCCUCAGAAGCGUUUUUAAGUGCAUUAAGACGAUUUAUUUCCCAUUAUAGUGCUCCGUCUCACAUAUACUCUGAUAAUGGUACAAAUUUUGUCGGUGCGAAUAGACAGUUGCAUGAAUUAUACGCAUUAAUGGAUACUGAUGAAUUCAAAAGAAAGAUUGCAAAUUAUGCGACAUUUAAAAGAAUAAAAUGGCAUUUUAACCCGCCUAUUUCACCUCACUUCGGAGGCUUAUGGGAGGCUGCUGUUAAGUCAUGCAAACAUCACCUCAAACGUGUUAUGGGCAACCAAUUAUUCACGUACGAGGAAUUGAGCACUUUAACUUUAGAGAUCGGAGCAAUUUUGAAUUCACGACCUUUAUGGCCAAUAUCAACCGAUCCUAACGAUCUGGUUGCUUUGUCGCCUGCACAUUUUUUAAUCGGUAAACCCCUUACGAUGUUACCUGAAAUUGAUGUAACUGAUGUUCCUGACAAUCGACUAAAUGCUUGGCAAAGAAUCACAAAGGCUAAACAGUGGUUUUGGCGUAGAUGGCAACUCGAAUACUUGACUGGUUUGCAAAAGCGUAAAAAAUGGAUACAUCCACAAGAAAACAUUAAACUUGAUCAGAUUGUAAUAUUAAUUGAUAAAAAUCAACCAUGCCUUCAGUGGCGGUUGGGGCGAGUAAUUGAAUUGCAUCCGGGGGAUGAUGGCGUCGUGAGAGUGGUCACUUUAAAAACUUCGCAAGGCGUAUUUAAAAGAAAUGUUAGAUCACUGUGCCUUCUGCCAAUUGAAUGAACAUAACAAUGUAUUUAAAAAAAAAAAUUGUUUUGUUGUUUGCAUUGUUCGAUUUAAUUCAUAAUUGUUAUUAUAAUGAAUAAUAUAAUGUUGUUCGUUUUUUCUGAACUC
This is a messenger RNA of Trichogramma pretiosum, 1343 nucleotides long. RefSeq lists its product as uncharacterized. The transcript has a single exon. Gene Ontology annotation, molecular function: nucleic acid binding. Bases 276 to 1232 code for a protein of 318 amino acids. The record is from RefSeq and is a predicted model, not a curated record. Gene Ontology annotation, biological process: DNA integration. Lineage: Eukaryota; Metazoa; Arthropoda; Insecta; Hymenoptera; Trichogrammatidae.